CAGUACUAUGUAGACUGGAUCAUAUGGAAGUUAUAACAAACAUCUAGUUACCUAUUUGUUAAAGACCUAGCUGCCCUAAACCUAAGCUAAAUCUCACUUAAACACCCCUAUCGCCUGCCCUAUCGCUCUAUCGCGGCUGUACCUUAACCACUAACCCGCUAGCCGCUAACAACUGCCUACUGCCUACCGCCCUUGAAUAUUAUUGACUUCGUUAAACACCACGGUUAAAUCUGCUCUGCGGUAAAAACAUAUCGAAAUGGCAGAGACUAUUGAUGAACCCACCCAGCUCUCAUUUCCCCUGCCGCGGUCUUUGGAUACGAGGAUUCACCUGCGCUUGACCAUCAAGUCAAAAGUCAUCAUGCUGUUUCUCACAACUGUAGCUGCAGAUGAGGAAGACCAAGCAGCGCCAAUGGGAUCCUUCGUCUACGCUUUGCCCGAUAAAUAUAAUCCAAGCCAGCCACUUUCAACAACCAUCUUCGCUGUAGAAGCAACGCUAGAGUUUACUACUCGCCUGGCCAAAAUCCUAGUCAAGAAGACACAAAUGCCAGUGUAUGUGGGCAAUUCCAUUAGCUUUGCCAACACCGGACUAGGAGGCACGGUAGAGGAGGAAAUGGAAGCUCUGAAAAGAGUCGUUGAAAUUUCGCUUGAUAAACUCCAAGGCGUCGUCGUCAAAUCGCCUGACGUCCUACCAAACGGAACGGGUAGUUCUUAGAAAUGCUGUUCGCAUUGUAUAGCAACUGCCCCUAAGAGCAGAUACAUAUUUUUCUGUGCAGAACCUUAACCUAUAACUACGGCAUUUCAAAAGACGAAAUCAGAUAUGCGGACUGCUUGUAAAGCUAUCCAGGGUCUACCAGCAUACGAGCUCUCAGAAACCGAUAACUUAUACUAAGUAAUCCGUUGGAGGGUUACCCGAGCAUUGAGUGUCACAUCGAUCAAUAGACUAUAGAUUCACAUCAUGCUCUCUAAGUGCGUAUGGAUGACGAGAAUGUAUCUAAGGUAUGAGUUACUAUGUGAGGCUGUUCUAUGAGGACGUUGAGCUCUAUGAAAGUAGCAAUAUGAUGACUUUCAAUCAAGCCUUGAUAAUUUUGAUAGAUUGUCUACUCGGUAUCUCUGCUAUGAUGAGUAUCUUUGUCUAUCCUAAAACUAGUCAAGUCUUACACUUAUUUACGUCUUCAUUUGGCUUUAACAUUUACUAUAAAGCCAAAUCCAGGAGCGUUGCCUCAUCCUCGCUCUACUGGGUUAUUUUAGA
This is a messenger RNA of Daldinia decipiens, 1249 nucleotides long. RefSeq lists its product as uncharacterized. The record is from RefSeq and is a predicted model, not a curated record. Gene Ontology annotation, biological process: proteasome assembly. The coding region runs from base 257 to 712 and encodes 151 amino acids. The transcript has 2 exons. Lineage: Eukaryota; Fungi; Ascomycota; Sordariomycetes; Xylariales; Hypoxylaceae.